AUCACUUCACGCCAGCCAACUUUGUUGUAGCCAUCUUUUUAUUAUUCCUUGGAGACGCAGCCAUGCAUCCGAAAACCAUAACACUCACAUGUAGUCUCUGUUUCAAUUAAAAAAAAAGUGUGUCGCCAUGAACCAUUAUAGCAAAAAUAAUACAAGCCCUUGAUUGUCGAGUUGCGAGAUGUUUCAGUCGCAUUUUCUAGCGCCCUUAUAUUGAUUAAUUCGUCUCUGUUCAGCCACGUGUGAUGCUGGCUGGUCGCAUUCCUUUGUUCCCUGCGCUGUAGUCUGCGCCUAUACUGGAGCCUAAGUUCAAGCCUGGCUGUGUUUACAGUCUGUUAAUAGUGUUAUGAUCGAGCGCACUGCUAAGUUACUACAGAAAACUUAAGUUUAUGGCCUCAGCCAGGUUUAGAUGAGAUCCAUUACAAAAUUCUCUGGAACUGACUUCACAAAAGAGGACACAUGACUUCUAUAGCACUUGGUCUACGAUGAAAUGUCUACUUAAAACCAGAGUCAACUAAUGAGCUUAUGCAAUCUUGAUGACCACAUUGUGUAAUAUGCAAGCCAUUAAGAAGGAGCCCUCGUGCACUGGGCCCUACAGUGGAGAGGAUGCCUUGGUGCUGGCAGUGGCUUUGCAAGGGACAGACAGGGACCUGAUUAACCACAAGCUGUCCACCAUGCCCUUUAAGAACAAGUCCACCACCUGUCGCAGAAAACGCGAGUUCAUACCAGACGAGAAGAAAGACAACCUAUAUUGGGAAAGGAGGCGCAAGAACAACGAAGCAGCCAAACGUUCACGAGAAAAGCGCCGACUCAACGACAUGGUUCUGGAGAACAAGCUCAUGGCCCUCGGGGAAGAGAACGCAUCGCUGAAAGCCGAGCUUCUGUCGCUUAAACUCAGGUUUGGCUUAGUGAGCUCAGCGACUUACGCUCAGGAGGUGCAGAACAUUUCCAGUUCCACUGCUGCACUCUAUCAGGAACUUAUCCCAGCCAGUGCCGCCAAGGGUUCUUACCCAAGUGAGCUCGAGCCAGCGCGUUUAACCAGCAGCCACAUAUCAGUCAUCAAGCACUCACCUCACAGCGCCUUGUCCGAUGGAUCCGACUCAAGUAUGGUCACCCAGGGGAGCCCACUUAUAAAUAUAUCCCGAACCCCUGACAGCAUCAAACAAGAAACCCUGGAAACCGGCAGAUAUGCCAAGGACAGGGCAAGUCCAUAUGAACUGUACAGGAACUACCUUAGCAGCCCUUUCCCUGGGAGCUACUCCCAGCCAUCGUCGUUCUUGCAAAUCGCCAGAUCGUCUAGCAAUUCGCCACGAACAUCUGACGGUGAUGACGGGGCUGUAAGCAAGUCCUCAGAUGGAGAGGAUGAACAGCAGGUCCCGAAGGGUCCGGUUCCACCCAGGGCCGAUUCACAGAGUGUGAUUGUGUCGACCCUCAAAGUGCCAGAUGCCAGUGCCUCAGCUUUGCCCCACAAGUUGAGGAUCAAAGCCCGGGCCAUCCAGAUCAAAGUGGAGGCUAUUGAUCCCGACUAUGAAUCAUCUGGCAAGUCCUCCUUUCCCAUUGACAUGUCUGCAAGUAGAUGCUACCAAAUGAAUCGGUACGUUUCACCCGAGUACAUUCAGUCAUCUCUAAGCCCGAUGUCCUUCCAGAUGACUGAUGUUCAGGACUGGGGUCAGCAGCCGAAGGAAUGGCACAAAGAUCACCCGGAGGAACCAACUAACUGCAAACACCGGCACUGUCCAGACUCACCGAGACCUAUGCCUAACCAACUCAUCGCCGACCUUAAAAGCGACUCGUAUGCUAGCUCCGAUUCUGAGAACUUGUACUUGAAACAGGGCAUUGCUGAUCUGUCGGCAGAAGUGGCCUCCUUGAAAAGACUGAUUACUAAACAGCAAGCGUCUGUUAUCGAGUCCACGAAAAGCACUACUGAAAUUGACUCAUUAUGAAAAGGAUUUUUCUGAAACUAAGUUCCCUCUAUUUGCACAACGCCUGUUUUCCACUGUGUUCGCUACUGCACUGUGCGGUUGUUAUGGUGUCAAAGAGCUGCACUUCAUUGAGAAGAAUGGUGUUUUGUGCACUUACUGUUGUAGUUUGGCGUGUCUUCUUGAUGACUCCAUUUGUAGACCAAAAAUUGGGCUACUGCUAAUGUUAACUUCUCAAUUUAUUGUACAUUGUAUGUUCUCUUUUGUUUACAAUAAAUGCAAGCACUGAAA
This is a messenger RNA of Onychostoma macrolepis, 2207 nucleotides long. RefSeq names its product nuclear factor, interleukin 3 regulated (gene nfil3). Gene Ontology annotation, biological process: DNA-templated transcription; regulation of DNA-templated transcription; circadian rhythm. Lineage: Eukaryota; Metazoa; Chordata; Actinopteri; Cypriniformes; Cyprinidae. The transcript is spliced from 2 exons. Gene Ontology annotation, molecular function: DNA-binding transcription factor activity; DNA binding. Gene Ontology annotation, cellular component: nucleus. Bases 534 to 1940 code for a protein of 468 amino acids. The record is from RefSeq and is a predicted model, not a curated record.